Messenger RNA from Cornus florida, 1046 nucleotides. RefSeq names its product DNA-directed RNA polymerase V subunit 5C. Gene Ontology annotation, biological process: DNA-templated transcription. The record is from RefSeq and is a predicted model, not a curated record. Lineage: Eukaryota; Viridiplantae; Streptophyta; Magnoliopsida; Cornales; Cornaceae. Gene Ontology annotation, molecular function: DNA binding; DNA-directed RNA polymerase activity. Bases 144 to 758 code for a protein of 204 amino acids. The transcript is spliced from 4 exons.
GAAGCGACUCGCAUUCCCUCCAUAUAUUACCAAACAACUUCACGCGGAGAGACACACACCUCUCGCACCGGAGCUACCAAAACACUGUACGGAGGAGAGAGAAAGUAGAGAGAGAGAGAGAGAAUGUACUAGAGAGAGAGAGAAUGUACUCCACCGGCGGCACCACCAGCAGCGGCGGCGUAAGGCCGCCCUGCAUCACGAGCUUCGUCGGCUACGGGAGCGUCGAGAGCCACAGGUUCUAUCUGGCUCGUCGAACGGUCCUCGAAAUGCUCAGAGACAGAGGCUACGUCGUCUCCGACGCCGAACUCACCCUUUCACUCACUGAGUUCCGUUCUAUCUUCACCGAGAAACCCGACCUUGAACGCCUCCGCUUCUGCGUCUCUCACGGCUCGAAACCCUCCAAAAAGAUUCUGGUUAUCUUUUGUGGAUCUGAAGAGAUCAGAAAACAAGAUAUUGUUGGCAUUCUCAGUCAGAUUGCCAACAAAGACAGCUUGCACCAGGUGUUGUUGAUUUUGCAAAACAAAAUGAAUUCGUAUGCUAGGAAAGUAGUGGAUGAGUAUCCAAUCAAAGUUGAGACUUUCAAAAUUACCGACUUGUUGGUCAAUGUCACGAACCAUGUUUUAGAGCCAAAGUAUGAGAUUCUAACCACUGAGGAGAAGCAAAAGGUGCUAGAGAAAUAUAAAGUGGAAGACAAACAGUUUUUUCUCAGCUUCCUCGAAUGCUGGAGGAUGAUGCGAUUGCCAGGUACUAUGGACUAGAGAAGGGGAGUGCAGUGAAAGUUACUUCCAAUGGUGCUAUUAUUGAUUCACUUGUUACUUACCGCUGCAUAAUGUGAUGCCAUUUUAUGUGGUGAAAACAUGUUAAGGAAUUAUAGAAGUUUGAUACCAGUUUUAAAAAUAUAAAAGAAAGGAAUAUGGCGCUCUUACUGAUUUACUUGUUACUUAUCGCUGUGUAAUGUGACAGCAUUUUAUGUGGCGAAAACAUGCUAGGAAAUUUACAAGUUUGAUACCUGUAUUAAAAUAGAAAAGAAAGGAAGGUUCAAAUGA